ACACAAUCGGUCAGUGUGGUGCAGUUCUUCCAUCGGGCAUUAUCUGUUGCUUCUUUUGCUCGCGCGUAUUAUUAUUCUAAACGUCUCAACAUCUAAACAAACCUUGACUCAGAAACAAGUUUGGUUCGAGUGCUGGUGUUGUUAAUAAGUAGACAAACAUUAAAAAAUCUGCCUUAGAAUGAUGCGUUGUUGGACGUUAGUGUUGUUUGGCUUAUUAGUUGAUGGGAAUCCAUACUCGGGGCACGUGGCAGACACAGAUACUGAUUCAAUAUCUUUCCCUGGAGCUGUCCACCGUCGGACCAUAGACAUCUCCAAAUCGCCAAAGUCAAACGUUACACUCGGUUAUAAUUCCCUUGAAACGAUCCCGCCAGUGGAAUUCAUACAAAAGAUCAGCACGUACAAUGUCAGCGACCUAUUGUUGUACUAUGUCGACGAUUAUGAGGACGAAGCAGUUGUUGCAACUAGAUUUGGUGCAGAUGUAGAAAGAAGUUCAGCAAUCACACCAAAACCAGCACCAUGCAUACCAGAACUUCAAACUGUAAAGCUUGCACCUGAAAAUAAUGAUCCUUCCCUUAUUUUUAUUCCUGCCUGUACCAGAAUAGAAAGAUGUGGAGGAUGUUGCUCACACAAUCUAUUAUCAUGCCAGCCAAAAGACAGUGAAAUAGUGAGUUUUAAGCUCAUCAAAACACAAUUUGCAUCAGGGAAUAGGUUGAAAUAUGUUGGUAAAGAGAUAGUCCACAUGGAAAAGCAUACAAAGUGUUUUUGUGGUUGCAAAGUUAAAGCAACAGAUUGCACUGCAGUUCAAAAAUAUAAUGAACAAGAAUGCAAGUGUGAAUGUGCCAAUACAGAUGAAGAACAAAAGUGUCAUGCAAGCAGUGGCAAGAAAUUAUGGGAUUACACAACAUGUUCCUGCCAAUGCAGGAAUACCUCUCACUGUUCUACAGGUUUUAUGUUUGAUAGCAUUAAUUGCAGAUGCAUUCCAAUACCAAAAAGACGCCAUGUCCUAGACCAGAGACCCAUUGAAGAAGCAGAAAAGCAGAAACCAGUGCCAUUUACAUUCCAAGCAACAGUUGAUGAAGACUAUGACUAUUAAUGACAUUAAGAAAUUUUGUACUUACUGUUACUGUUGAUUAAAGCAUGGUGUCCAUUGUGUCAGUGGAACUAAAAUUAAAAUAAACACAUAAAAUACG
This is a messenger RNA of Dalotia coriaria, 1190 nucleotides long. It is a transcript of the gene Pvf1, whose product is annotated as PDGF- and VEGF-related factor 1. Gene Ontology annotation, molecular function: growth factor activity; growth factor receptor binding. Bases 179 to 1093 code for a protein of 304 amino acids. NCBI's taxonomy places the organism in Eukaryota, Metazoa, Arthropoda, Insecta, Coleoptera, Staphylinidae. Gene Ontology annotation, biological process: positive regulation of protein autophosphorylation; positive regulation of cell population proliferation. The transcript has 6 exons. The record is from RefSeq and is a predicted model, not a curated record. Gene Ontology annotation, cellular component: membrane.